UUUGCAAUCUUGCAGCAAAAAAAUCGGGUUUCAAAUAAGUUUCCGACAUCACGAACGACUAGAACUUUCCUGGUGUCCAAGUAGUCCCUUGGUGGCCGUAUAUCGGUUUGGAUAUAUUUUUAAAUUAUUGGAUGGUUGCUGCUGGCAUUGUGGUGGUAUAUGAUUGGGUCUUAACACUCGGACAAGAGAUUGAACUCAUCUGGAGACAACGAUGGUCUCUCAUGACCAUGCUGUAUUUGAUUAUACGCUAUAUUGGAAUACUGUAUUCUGUUGUCAAUCUUCUGCAAACUAUGCGAUCGGUAUCGCUGACAGAUGCAGUAAGUGUUCUACAACCAUCUCAUUCCAAUCCAAUCAAUACGCUCAUAUGUAGGGGCGCUACCAUGUACUACGCAACAGAUGGGACAAUUGUGGCUUUGACUGCCAUGCUGGGCGUGAUCAUGAUCGCUCGGUUGCAUGCCAUGUAUCAGGGAUCUAGAACGAUGCUCAUCUUCCUUGUUAUUAUCUUCCUGGCUGUAAACAUCACCUGCGGAGUGAUCGCGGCAAUAGGACUAAACGAUACUGUAGCAGAGGAGUCGAUACUCUCUGGCACAUAUAUAUGCUAUUUUGUACAUGGAGGGAACGACCAGCUUCUGUAUUCAAUGGUUUGGAUCCUCAACACUGUUUGGGAGGUCCUCGCGCUAUGUCUUUCAGUUUGGGUUGCUGUGAAACACUUCCGUGAGCUGUGACGACUCGGCCCAUCGACAAGAUCGACCAUCGGGGGCUGUUUCAGAGUGCUGAUACAAUCUCAUGUUCUCUAUUUUGCAAGC
Suillus plorans is the source of this 806-nucleotide messenger RNA. RefSeq lists its product as uncharacterized. The record is from RefSeq and is a predicted model, not a curated record. Lineage: Eukaryota; Fungi; Basidiomycota; Agaricomycetes; Boletales; Suillaceae. Bases 132 to 725 code for a protein of 197 amino acids. The transcript has 13 exons.